Epithele typhae is the source of this 1251-nucleotide messenger RNA. RefSeq lists its product as uncharacterized. NCBI's taxonomy places the organism in Eukaryota, Fungi, Basidiomycota, Agaricomycetes, Polyporales, Epitheliaceae. The coding region runs from base 1 to 1251 and encodes 416 amino acids. The transcript has 5 exons. The record is from RefSeq and is a predicted model, not a curated record.
AUGGCACCGCGCCCGAAGGUCGCGCAUCCGACAUCCGAGUUUCGGGCGCGCGAGCUAGUUCGGGCAACGGACAUGUUCACGGAGCCCAAGACUUCUGACAGUGUGGUCGGUCUCGUUCGCGCUACCGCCAAAGCCCACCCCUCCGCCACAGGUCAACGCGUCUUCGACCGUGGUGGUCCACCCACCUCCCAUUCCUCCAUCUUGGGAAUCUGUGAGUACCCCCGUCUUGAUCUCCCGCUCGUGCCCCUGCUCACCUACUACCGCUCUUCUAUCUCCGUCGGCGAGUGCGACGAAGAACACGAGUCGGACGACACGCACUGGCGCGCGGCCAGUUCGACGGACCCGGACAUCGACAUCGACCGGACGUGCCUUGGAAUCGCAAACAUCUUUGUCACUACCCCCGCGCGAUAUGCGCACCACAGCCGCGUCUGUCACUGGGACGGCCUCGUUGUCGUCGUCCACAUCCACGUCCUACCAGCGGACGGCGACAGCACGAGUGCCAGCAUCCUCCUCAGCGUCUUCCACGGGUAUGUUGUCAGCGGACUAGAGAGGCCCGCGCGACGGAGAAGAAUCGUGCGGGAGGACGUCUCCAAGGCCUCAGGCCUCAUGCAUGGGGGUAGGCCCUCACAAGCCUCAGUAACAUCUCAUUAUGGAUUUGGGUUUUUCCUGAUGCUCCCGGCACGCAGCGCGGCGUCUCCGCAGCUCAAGGCUCUCGCCAACAUCGUCUGCGGCGCCGGGGACACCAAAGUGCUCAUCACAAACUUCCACCACAUCGGCGACUGGGUCGCUCGGAUCGUCGACGACCCACGCACGCUGAACCGGUCCGUGAUGGUGUGGGAGGACGAGGUGACGCAGAUGGAGGCGCUCGCCAUCGCAGGUUCCAUUUCUGGGGAAGGCGUGGCGUUCGAGGCGACCAGGACCUCGGUUCGUACAUGCCUCCAAGACCCCCACAGAUCCCGUACUGACUACGCCGCCCGCCAGAUGGACCGCGAGACGUUUGAGAAGAUGGAUGUUGAGGCCACCGCGGCGAUCGCAGCAGACCCAUCCGUCUUCGCGAACCAUGUCACGCAGUCGUGGGCGGAGUACGUGAUCAGCAUGCACUUCCUGCGGGAGAACACGCUCGAGAACGCGAAGGCGCUUGGGUACCUUGAUGCGCAGGAGUUGUACCCUGAUGCGCCGGCACAGUCGCUCGAGGAAUUUGCAAAGGAGUUCUACGCGCUGGAGGAUCCUGGCCUUGCGAUCACGCGGUAG